AUGUCAAUUGCUUUUUGGAAUAUUCGUGGUGCUAGUCGAAAAAAUGCACUACCAGAGGUGAAGGACUUUUGUAGACAUUCCCGUAUUAGUGUGAUGAUGCUGUGUGAAGUCAAGACCCAAUCCCCUCCCUCUAGUAGCACUGCCCAGCAGUUGGGUUUUCACCAUUUUGAUUUUAUUCCAACGCAAGGUUUUGCGGGGGGAAUCUGGCUUUUUUGGAAAGAUUGUAAUCUCAAUCCAUUUCGGUUAUCAGUAAUUUUAAAGUCUAGUCGUUUUAUGGUCUGUAAUUAUCAUUCUCUCUCGCAUGAUUUUAUCUUUGCUAUCAUAUUUAUAUAUGCUCCUGCUAGACAAGACCAAAAAUCUGAAUUUUGGGAAGAACUUGUUUUGUACAUAAACUCAUUAACCACCCCUUUUGUCGUGUUGGGUGAUUUUAAUGAAAUAGGAUGUGCCCAAGAUAAAUUAGGAGGGGCUAGAUUUUCAUCUUCAAGAACUUUGAUUUUAUCCUCCUUCUUUUCGCAAGCCCAAUGUGCUGAAAUUCCUUUUCUAGGAUCCCGUUAUACUUGGCGAAAAAAGGAAGGGGGGGAGAAUAAUAUUUAUGAACGUUUAGACAGAGCAACUGCGAGCAUCUCUUGGUUGGCCCAGUUCCCCCAAGCUAGAGUACGCCACCAUAAUUUCACCUCUUCAGAUCAUUGCUAUGUCUCGCUUGAGUUCGAGUGCUUAAACCGCGCUAAGGCCUUCCCUUUUAGAUUUGAUAAAUUGUGGUGUUCCCGAAAGGACUAUGAUAAUAUUGUAAAGAAAUCGUGGUGUUCUCAUUUUGAAGGAUCUCACAUGUUUAGAUUAGUAAAUAAGUGCAAACUUUUAAAGACAAAUUCUAAAAAGUGGAACCUAACCCAAUUUGGUAACUCAUCUCGUCAAAUUCGUACCGUAGACCGUAAAUUAGAGGACAUUCAAUCAGCUAUUCUCAAUGACCAGCUUAAUAUUCAACUUCUUAAAAAACAAGAUUUGCUAUUACUUAAACGUAGUAAAUUAUUGGCCUUUAACCAUGAAUUUUGGAAACAAAAAAGUAAGACUACUUACCUUACCCAAGGGGAUGCUAACACUAGUUAUUACCAUGCUCAUGCAUCUAUAAGGCGUAAUCGUAACCAAAUCUCGGAAUUUGUCUCUCAAGAUAACAUUUCUUUGACGACUCCCGCUGCGAUUACUAGCGCUAUCACCCACGAAUUUGCCCAGCGUUUUCUCUCUAAUCCGGAUUGCUCCUUCGAUAGCCAGUCGGAUUUUAGUCUUAUUUCGCCCCUUAUUUCAGAGGAGGAUAAUCUCUUCCUUUGUGCUCCUCCAUCAGGGGAGGAGAUUAAGGGUGCUACCUUUGAUUUAGCUCCGGAUAAAUCCCUCGGGCCUGAUGGGUUCCCUCCGGGUUUUUUCCAAAAGUAUUGGACGCUUGUUGGCAAUUCAGUCAUCCGAGCCGUUCAAGCUUUUUUCCAUUCGGGUAAACUUCUUAAGGAGAUCAAUCAUACCUUUUUGGCUUAA
Molecule: messenger RNA, 1521 nt
Organism: Beta vulgaris subsp. vulgaris (sugar beet)
Lineage: Eukaryota; Viridiplantae; Streptophyta; Magnoliopsida; Caryophyllales; Amaranthaceae
Exons: 1
Coding region: 1-1521 (506 amino acids)
Molecular function (GO): catalytic activity
Source: RefSeq, a predicted model, not a curated record